Molecule: messenger RNA, 1610 nt
Organism: Prorocentrum cordatum
Lineage: Eukaryota; Dinophyceae; Prorocentrales; Prorocentraceae
Source: the annotation of a GenBank genome assembly
AUCAGGGCUGCAGCCGUCGGCGGCCAUGCGGCGCAGCGGGCCGCCGCCCGCUGCUGGCGUGCGGUUGGCGGUGGCGGCGGCGCUGCUAGUGUGGGAGGCGGCGGCGGAGAUGUAUUGCGGGCAGGCGAACUGUUACGAAAUUUUGGGCGCGGAGCGCUCCGACGAGCCCUCGGCGAUCAAGAAGGCGUACCGCAAGCUCUCGAUGCAGUGGCACCCCGACAAGAAUCCCGACCAGAAGGAGGAGGCGACCGCCAAGUUCCAGCAGAUAGCGCAGGCUUACGAGGUGCUUUCGGACGAGAAGGUGCGCGAUGCCUACAACUAUUUCCUGGACCAUCCAGAGGAGCAUAUGUACAACCAGAUGCGGUACUACCAGGCGGUGUACCAGCCUAAGACACCCCUCUGGAUGGUGCUCGUUGGCUUCCUUCUCGUGAUCUCUGGCCUGCAGUACGUCAAUUUCCAGGAGCAGAAGAAGACGUUCCUCGCGAGCCCGCAGCUGCAGGCUAUCCUCGAGGAGGAGUACUUCAGAAACUGCACCCGCGGGCGGCACGGGUACCAGACGGGCGAAUUGACAGUGGAGAAGAAGGCCGAGAUCAGGGAGGACCUGAUGCGCCGCCUCAGCGAGGACCCCGACUGCCCGCUCGGGCGCGCGAAGCUCUCCAAUACGAUCAUACCCUACCUGGUGUACCAGCUCCCGCUCGCAGCUUUCGGGUGGGCGAGAUGGCGGGCGGCGAAUAACGAUUCCAUCCAGGAAGAGAAGAGAAGGCUGGCGGAGGAGGAGCGGCAGGCGGAGGAGGAGGCGAGAAGAGAAGCCGAGGAGACGCGGAAGCGCGACGAGGAGAAGGCCGCGCAGAAGGCCGAAAAGGCGGCCAGAUUGGCCGAGAGAAUGCGGCAGGAGGAAGAGAAGAAGCAGAAGUGGCUCGAGGAGGCGGCGGCCGAGGAGGAGGAGGAGGACGAGGACGCAGACAAGGAGCUCAUCUUCACCGGCAAGGUGACGUCCGUGGACGAGAUGAAGAAGAAGGGGCACCUGCUGAUACAGGUGGCACACGGCAGCGAGGACACCGUCCAGGUGGUCGUGGUGGACAAGGCGGUGUCAGUCGGGCAGAUGGCCACCGUGGCCCUGGAGGGCGCAACGCUGCCCAACGGGAAGCAGGCGAAGCGCGCCAAGGUCGGCGGCGAGUGGUCCGAGGGCACCCUGCUGGAGCUCGGCGCGGGCUCCGGCGCAGCUGCUCCGGCGGCUGUGGAGGCGGAGCCGAUGGACGCAGACGACGCGGCCGCCGAGGAAGACGCGGCCGGCGCUGGCGCGAAGCCGCGGCGGCGAAAGAAGUAGGCUUCUCCUCCUCCUCCUCCUCCUCCUCCUUGUCCUCCUCCUCCUCCUCCUCCUCGCGCCCUUUCGCCAUGUGGGAACCUGUGCCGCCGAUGCCCGCAGAAGCGCGCGGGGCAACAAGCUGUGCGCGUGCUGUCCCGCCCGACCGCCCUUGUAGCACUCCAGCCUCAUUUUCCGUUGCCGUGCGGGCCUGCUCAGGGAUUGGUCGGGUCACCUCUGUGACGAUAGAUGGACCAUUUUUCACAGGGGGGAUGCGGUGAGAAAAUCAAGAUCGCAAGUUCCUUUG